Molecule: messenger RNA, 1012 nt
Organism: Bipolaris sorokiniana ND90Pr
Lineage: Eukaryota; Fungi; Ascomycota; Dothideomycetes; Pleosporales; Pleosporaceae
Exons: 1
Coding region: 95-850 (251 amino acids)
Source: RefSeq, a predicted model, not a curated record
UUUAGAGGUUCCAUAGAGCAUCUACACUCGUACUUUCCAUCUCUGUCCUUCUUCAGCAGGCCAACAUAUCGGCUAUUGACUAUCAAUCUUCACAAUGCAUUUCACUCAACUCCUUACCCUCGCAGCCGGCGCCACACUGGCAGCCGCUGCUCCUGCUGCAGCUCCUGAUGCUCAGCCUGCCCCCCUUGCUGUUGCAGCGGACGACAUUAUCCUCCAUGGUAACGGUCGCAUCCAAGUCAUGAAGCGCUCAGAGUUUGAUGAGCGAUUCCCCCUCGACAAAUAUCCAGUUGGAAUGCCAAACCAGUUCGAUCCCAACUUCAUCACCUACACUGGCCCAGAACUUGCAAACUUGACCAGGAGUCCUUUGUCGAAACGGGACAUCUCGAUCGUUAUCCCUGGAAAGACGACCACGUUCACUGGCUGGGAUGUCCAAGUCAGCCAGGUCGUGAAAGGUGGAAUUGGCACAAAGAUCAGCGUAGCAGCUGGCUACAGUAUUAGUAACAGCGUUGCCGUUUCCGCCGGUGUCGAUAUUACACUUGUCAAAGACUUCCUCAGCACAUCGAUGAGUGUCAUCCGAACAUGGGAGACUACCAACAGUCUGACCCAGACCUUCUUCACCGAUGUGCCAGAGGGCAAGUACGGUGCCUGGGUCUUCCGACCUCUCACCACGCGCUUCACUGGUAGCGUCUGGAGUGGCAAAAUGGGAGAUACCGGCUCUGUGAAAACAUGGCAAGCGGACUCGUUCCAGUCCAAGAUGUACCAGGACAUGUCCUGGGUCGAUGGUUACUUUGCGGCAUGCUUCCAGGACAGCUUCCCUAUGCCCAGAUGCCAGGGAGAAGGAACCCUCUAAAUGCCGAGCCUAUGCUGAUACAUAGCUUGCAACACUCACAAAGGAAGACUGUCUGGAUCAAUGAGUUUUGUUCUACGAAAUACGGUAUGGGUCUAUGAAUGUAUAUAGUUUGUGGCAUCAAACGAGGUCAUCUUUAGGAUCAAUGGAGUUUACUAUUACAAC